AUGUCUGUGAAAUGGGUUCCAUUGCUUCUGGUGAUACAACUGAGUUGUUACUUUAGCUCUGGAAGGUGUGGGAAAGUGCUGGUGUGGCCGACUGAAUAUAGUCAUUGGAUCAAUAUAAAAACAAUACUGGAUGAACUUAUUCAGAGAGGUCAUGAAGUGACUGUUCUAACAUCUGCAGCUUCCGUUCUUAUUAAUCCCAAUAUGGCAUCUGCUAUUAAAUUUGAAGUUUAUCCUACAUCUUUUAAUAAAGAAGAAAUAGAAAUUUCCUUCAUGAGUUGGAUCAAUGAAUGGACACGUAAGUCAAAAGAAUCGCCUUGGAAACAUUUUCCAGAAAUUCAAAAAAUCUUUUGGGAAUAUUCUGAUUAUCUUGAAAGGCUCUGUAAAGAUGUUGUUUACAACAAGAAACUUAUGAUGAAACUACAAGAAUCAAGAUUUGAUGUCAUUCUUGCUGAUGCCGUUGGUCCUUGUGGAGAGCUGCUAGCUCAGAUAUUUAAAAUACCUUUUUUGUACAGUAUCCGGUUCACUACUGGAUAUAAAUAUGAAAAAUAUAGUGGAGGACUUUUAGCACCUCCUUCCUAUGUACCUGUUGUUAUGUCAGAAUUGAGUGAUCAAAUGACAUUCAUGGAAAGGAUAAAAAAUAUGAUAUAUACACUUUAUUUUGACUUUUGGUUCCAGACAUUUAAUGAGAAGAAGUGGGAUCAGUUUUACAGUGAAGUACUAGGAAAACCCACCACACUAUCUGAAACAAUGGGGAAAGCUGAAAUAUGGCUGAUUAGAACCUAUUGGGAUUUUGACUUUCCUCGUCCAUUCUUGCCACAUUUUGACUUUGUUGGAGGGCUCCACUGCAAGCCUGCCCGUCCCUUGCCUAAGGAAAUGGAAGAGUUUGUCCAGAGCUCUGGAAAACAUGGUAUUGUUGUGUUUACUCUUGGGUCAAUGGUCAGAAACAUCACAGAAGAAAAGGCCCGUAUGAUUGCAUCAGCUCUUGCCCAGAUUCCGCAAAAGGUACUAUGGCGAUUUGAUGGCAAGAAACCAGAUACCUUGGGAUCCAAUACUAGACUCUACAAGUGGCUCCCUCAAAAUGACCUUCUUGGUCAUCCAAAAACCAAGGCUUUUAUAACUCAUGGUGGAACCAAUGGAAUCUAUGAGGCGAUCUACCAUGGGAUCCCUUUGGUGGGCAUUCCCUUAUUUGCGGAUCAACCUGAUAACAUUGCUCACAUGAAGACCAAGGGUGCAGCAGUGAGUCUGAACAUAGAUACAAUGACAAGCACAGAUUUACUCAAUGCUUUGAAGACAGUCAUCAAUGACCCAUUCUAUAAAGAGAAUGCUAUGAGGUUAUCUGCCAUUCAUCAUGAUCAGCCUGUUAAGCCCCUGGAUCGAGCUGUCUUCUGGAUUGAGUUUAUCAUGCGCCACAAAGGAGCCAAACACCUUCGACCAGCUUCCCAUGAUCUCACUUGGUACCAGUACUACUCUUUGGAUGUGAUUGGAUUUUUACUGGCUUGUGUGGCAAUCGUUACUUUUGUUAUCAUAAAAUGUUGCUUGUUUAGUUAUAAAAAGCUUUUCAAGAGAGGAAAGAAGAAAAAGAGGGAGUAG
Chrysochloris asiatica (Cape golden mole) is the source of this 1590-nucleotide messenger RNA. It is a transcript of the gene UGT2B17, whose product is annotated as UDP glucuronosyltransferase 2 family, polypeptide B17. Gene Ontology annotation, molecular function: UDP-glycosyltransferase activity. The transcript has 6 exons. The record is from RefSeq and is a predicted model, not a curated record. The coding region runs from base 1 to 1590 and encodes 529 amino acids. Lineage: Eukaryota; Metazoa; Chordata; Mammalia; Afrosoricida; Chrysochloridae.